This is a messenger RNA of Paramecium pentaurelia, 702 nucleotides long. NCBI's taxonomy places the organism in Eukaryota, Ciliophora, Oligohymenophorea, Peniculida, Parameciidae. The record is from the annotation of a GenBank genome assembly.
AUGUUCACUCAAUCUAUUGUUAGUUUGGAAUCCAGCAAAGUUUACAAACCAAAAAACAGUUAAAUUGGAGUAUUAUCAACUGCCAUCAGUAAAAUUGGACACUCUAACUUUACCACAAAAACUAGAGAGUCAACUAAUAUGUCUCCAGUCAGAAUGAGAAUAUUUAGAGACUCCUCACCAAAAUAAAGUAAAGGCUUAUAAGGAAUAGUAGUUGGGGAAUACCAGUAUUUAUUUUAAUUAUUUUAGUGCAUUAACAACUGCUCAUAUUGUAUUUAGUAGCAUUCAUAAAAGCACUUCUCCUAUUAGAUCUAAUAAGAGUUAUAAUGAAUCUCCUUAAAGAGCUAAAGCAAGACUAGAUAGAUUCAAGAAUUGGGAUUCAAAAUUAGGACUAGAGCUCUAAAUCUAAAACACAAAAUUCACUCGAUUCAAUAAUGAAUUAUCAUAUUCAAGUUACUAACCUCAUCAUUUAUCCUCUAAAUCAUCUAUAUUCUUGGGUAACAAUCAGAGCAGAUUAGGUUUUGGUGGAAAUUAAAGUGAUAUAAGAUUAUUGAGUGCAAAAUUAAAUGCAAUCCCACCUACUCAAAUUGGAGCAUUUACUGUUGGGUAAGAAUUAAAAAAAUAUAUUUAUAGACAUAAUCAUGAAUUAGCAGACUUAUAAUAAUCCCUAACUAGAAUCUUAAAAUAAAGUCGACAGUAUUGAAC